Myxozyma melibiosi is the source of this 572-nucleotide messenger RNA. Its product is annotated as RNA recognition domain-containing protein. The transcript has 3 exons. Lineage: Eukaryota; Fungi; Ascomycota; Lipomycetes; Lipomycetales; Lipomycetaceae. Gene Ontology annotation, molecular function: mRNA binding. The record is from RefSeq and is a predicted model, not a curated record. Gene Ontology annotation, cellular component: cytoplasm; nucleus. The coding region runs from base 79 to 456 and encodes 125 amino acids.
UUUGACGUCAAAUCGUCGAUUUCAACUUCUCGGAGACAUCAUCACAAAUAUCUUUCCAGACUUGAGAGCAUACACAGAAUGUCUUAUAACACAAGGAAAGUCUCAGCCGAAAUCAACAGAAUUCUCUUCGUCAAGAAUCUGUCCUACAACGUUACCUCAGAAGAGCUAUAUGAUUUAUUCGGAAGAUUUGGCUCAAUAAGACAAAUCCGUCUCGGCAACGCCCAGGGCACAAAAGGAACCGCCUUCGUCGUCUACGAUGAUAUCCAAGACGCCAAAACCGCAUGCGACAAACUCUCCGGUUUCAACUUCCAGAGCAGAUAUCUAGUCGUUCUCUAUCAUCAGCCUGACAAGAAUAUGCUAGCUGCUGCCGCCGCUGCCGCUUCGGGUGGGUCGACUACGAAUGGAGCUGAUAGCGCGGAUGCGAUUGGAGCUACACCCAGACGUCGGAUGCAGUAGUAUUAUUUAGUGUCGCUUGCGUUAUCGUUUUCAUUAUCUGUAAAAGGAGUUUUUGGGUUCUGGGAUUUUGUACAAUAUCGAUAUAUAAUCAACAUAGCUUAAUUUGUUCAAAGCAU